AUGUGGAAGACGAAUGAGUGGUUCUUCUUCAUCCUGUGCUCUUUGGCUGGGAAAUGGGUGCUGUGGAGCAGAUUCCAUCUGCAAGUUGUUCUUCACUUACACUGCUUCUACAUCAGUGAUGACUGUGCAACUAUUAAUAUUGAAAGCAGAUAUUGCCCUUUUGGUGUUCUGAGUCACAAUGUUUCAUUUCCAUUUGUUUUCUACACUGUUAAUUUGCGAGCACAAAAACUUCUUUGGAGGCUGAACUUCUCAGCAAGCUUGAUUUUAGCAGAAGUCUGUAAAGCACUUGUUGAGGAAAAGGCGUCCUUCUGAAGGAAAAUGCCAUUCAGAGAACCCAACUGCACAGAGUACAUCACACAGAACCACCGCAUCACCUGUGCCCUCGCAGCUGAGGAGGCCGCCUGCACCCCCUACCUCAUGACAUUGCACAAAGAGUCUGAGACCUUCAAGCUUUUCUUCAGGGAGCUGUUCAUGCUCCAGAAUGUCUACCAUGUUCAUGUGGAUGUUAUUAAGGAGCCAAUUCCCUUCCAGCAGGCAGCACACUUUCUCAGCGCCUCUCUCAUUUCCUGGGCAAAGAGGGUGGUCUGGGACAGCACCUCCCACCCGUGGGCUGACCUCCACUGCAUGAGAGACCUGUUGGCCUUGGCUGUGCCCUAGUGCUAUCUGCUCAACAUCUGUGGUCAGGACCUCUCCUUGAAGCACAACAGGGAAAUUAUCCAGCUGCUGAAGAACCUUGAGGGCAAGGACAUCACACCCAGGAUGCUGCCACCUCCCCAUGUCACCACCUGCACCAAAUAUGUGGGCAGGGAGCAAUUUUACUCUUCUUUCAUGCUGUGGACAUUUUUGUGCAGAUGUCCUCUGACCAUCUGUUUUGGCUCUGUGUCCAUGGCCAUCACCUGGCUCUUUGUGGGGUUUGUGCUGCAGAACGAGCGUGUUCUCCAUCUGCUGGUGUGGCCCAAGGACACCAACAGCCCUGAGGGGCACUUCUGGGUGAUGCCCUGCAGGAUCCCAGGUAAGGAAGAAGUUCUUUGCUGUGGUGGUGAUGUGGCAAAGGAACAGGCUGCCCAGAGAAGUGAUGAAUGGCUCAUCCCGGGCAGUGUUCAAGGCCAGCAGGAUGGGGCUUUGAGGAACCUGGUCAAGUGGAAAUUUCAGAAGUCCCAGGAUCCAUGGCCAGCACAUGAUGGGGAGGUGGAAGUGGUGAAGUGGAUUGAUAUGGAAGAGAGCCAUGGAGGUUGUCAUGGUAAUGUGUACAUUUUUCUCCAUUUUUUCUUCCUGUACUAG
Molecule: messenger RNA, 1281 nt
Organism: Camarhynchus parvulus
Lineage: Eukaryota; Metazoa; Chordata; Aves; Passeriformes; Thraupidae
Gene: GCNT2
Product: glucosaminyl (N-acetyl) transferase 2 (I blood group)
Biological process (GO): transforming growth factor beta receptor signaling pathway
Cellular component (GO): membrane
Molecular function (GO): acetylglucosaminyltransferase activity
Source: RefSeq, a predicted model, not a curated record